AUGGUUAAAUUACCCGAUUGGUGCCACCAAUACUUCAAAUUCCGUUCUUACUCGGAACUGGACUUGUUCAGUUUGUCUAAGCACACGCAGGGCAAGUUCGGCCACCUUUUCAACGAUCUUUUGAUGGCUGACCCUUCUUUCAAGAAGAGAAUGUUCGUAAACACCUCCACUGAGUUACUGAACAACGGUGCGGCUCCCGAGGACGAGGAAUACACGAAGAUGCCGCGAGAGGAGAUUCUGAAGAUGUUGUCGAAGGACGAGUGCAGAAAGGGAAAGGUGCACCUGAUGACCGUCGUAGAUGUCGGAAACAACGCCUGCGGACACGCGGGAAUAUGGCACGGGGGCGUGAUAAGUGCAAUAUUUGACAACCUGUUCGGCCUUAUGGGCAACAUAGUGCUGCCGCUGGCAGCUACUAAGUCUCUGACUGUAAACUUUAAGGCUCCAGUUACUGUGGGAUCCACAGUGAUAGCUUUGACGGAGCACGACCCAGAGGCUACUCCGACAACUGACAGAUUCACCGUAACUGGCUCGAUGUACGACCAGUCUGGAAAACUGGUGGCCACCGGUUCAUCUGAGUUGGUUGACGUGUCCAAGAGGUGGUCCAAAUAA
This is a messenger RNA of Theileria orientalis strain Shintoku, 609 nucleotides long. RefSeq lists its product as uncharacterized. Bases 1 to 609 code for a protein of 202 amino acids. The record is from RefSeq and is a predicted model, not a curated record. The transcript has a single exon. NCBI's taxonomy places the organism in Eukaryota, Apicomplexa, Aconoidasida, Piroplasmida, Theileriidae.